AUGGGUGAAUCACCGGAUACUCCGAAACGAGGGCCGUCAGCCAGUCGUUCGGGGGAUGCAAAACCAGCAAAGAGGAAUAGAAUUACUGUUGCUUGUACUGGCUGCAGACAAAGGAAAUCACGGUGCGAUGGUAUUAGGCCAAAAUGCCGAUCAUGUGAUGAGUAUGGACUGGACUGUGUCUAUGCGCACACUGAGACUUUAACAAAAUUUUCCGCGUCUAAAGAAAUAGUUGGCGGGUUGGAGUCUCGUGUCGCUACGGUAGAAGACGUCCUCGCCCAGCUCUCAUCGCGAGUGAGCAAUAUCGAGAGUCAAGCUGGUGAUAGAGCCGCGAGUAUGUCAGGUGCUCAACAUGCGCAACCUUUCUCGGUCAAUAUUGCACUGGAGUUACCUAACCAUACAGCUGGUAUGAGAACCACAGUAUUUGCAGAUGAAGAAGACUCUGGGUUUUUCGGUAUGCAUGGGAAACUUAUGACAUCAAGACCAUCAUUUCUGAUCAUAGUCAUAGGACCAACAUCAAAUAUAGCCUUUACACGCCAGGUGGUACGUACGACGACAGUAAUUCUGGAGCAUGCUGCGGCUAUUGGAAAUUCAGUUUCUCCAGAGGCUACAGCUUUGAAGAGUCAUGUCGUCCACAUGGACCGACCAGCUUCUCCAGCCCGAAUCUUGAACGUAUACAAUCCCAAUAAUGCCAUAAGAGAAGGGACGGAGCCGUUUAUUCUCCCACCCGGAGACACUAUGCUCCAGCUUGUCAAUCUUUACUUUCGUACUACGGGAGCGUUAUAUCCUUUUAUUGACCGGAACGGUUUCAUGAAAAAUCUCCGCCAACUCGUUGCUUCCGGUAUCUUAUCAGUGCGAAGAUCGUGGUUAGGUCUGCUGAACAUGGUUUUUGCAAUCACCAAAAGCGCAAACAGUGGUCUUGGUCUUGCGUUCACACCAGAAGAAUCCGCGACCAAGUCCGACGUCUUCUUCCAGCGUGCCAUGAUAAUCAGCGAUCGUCAAAUCCGACAUGGCACAAGUCUUGAAAUUGUCCAAAUGUUACUCCUGGCGAGUAUGCACUCACAAGGUACCGAGCGAUCCAUGGAGACCUGGACAAUUCACGGCUUGGCAGUGAAAGCUGCUUAUCAAUUGGGACUUCAUUCACCCGAUGCUCUUCGACAAUACUCCCCGGUGGAGCGAGAAGUUCGGAAACGCGUUUGGUUUACAUGUGUUAUACUUGAUCGAACAUUAAGUAUGACUAUGGGUCGGCCGGUCUCCAUCCCCGAGUCAUUCGUACGGGUCAGCCUUCCGCAGGUCAUCGAGGAUGCUCAUUCAUCAAUCUUUAGCAACGAUGAGUUGAGCGAAGAUCCAGCAAGCGUCCACUUCUUUGCUGCUACAAUCACCUUGUAUAAGCUCAUGGGCGAUGUCUUCGAUGUCCUCUAUGGAAGUAACGUGGGUCUCGGUGGUGCAAGCGAUGUGUAUGACAUUGCGUCUCACUUGCUACAAUAUGAGCAGAAGCUUGUUCAUUGGCAGCAAAAGCUACACGCGACCACGCAGUUGAUUGCAGAGGAAGAACUCUCCCGGCCUCCAGCUGACUUUGCGACAGCAGCACUACGCAUCGUACUUACCUCUCGCUUUCUCAACCUCCGUCUCCUUACGCACCGCCCUCUGCUCUGCAAAUAUCUUGAGAUAAUCGGCAGUUCGCAAGUUAGCGCGCAACAGUUGAUAACAUUGCGACAGGUUGGCGCCAACAGCAUUCGAAUCUGUGUACAAUCCGCAGAACUCAUCAUCAAGAUGACGCACUGGGUGCUUCAGCACACGGAUAGCCAGCGCCAACUACUGGGAUCCUGGUGGUCCGCUCUCUACUACGCAUUCAACGCUGCGCUUGUCAUCCACUCGGCUCUCCUCAUACAGCACCAAACAAAAUACCACAACCAAACGAUCCCCAUGGAAGAAUUACAGCUAUCAAUCUCAUCCCUUUACAAAGCCAUAGAAUGCCUGUCCUGGCUCUACAAAGGAAACCGAAUGACAGAAACAUGCGUUCGCUACAUGUCCGCGCUCGCGCACCAGCUUACGCUCAUACUGCAACUCGAUCGUAGCCCCCAGACAGACGUCGUGGAGAUGCUGCAGGAAACACUUGCGCGAAACCCCGGUCGAAAUGAAGCGGCAGCUGAGAAUGGUACAGCGCAUGAUGGCUUUGACUUGUUCGAGGCGACGGAUCUGCAGUUGGGGUUGGAAUUGGAUGACUUUUGGCAGCAUUCGAAUGUGGGGUUUUCAAUGGGGUUUCCGGAGUCGGGGUUGCCGGGGAACAGUUUUCAGCAGUAG
Plenodomus lingam JN3 is the source of this 2301-nucleotide messenger RNA. The record is from RefSeq and is a predicted model, not a curated record. Lineage: Eukaryota; Fungi; Ascomycota; Dothideomycetes; Pleosporales; Leptosphaeriaceae.